AUAAUUUUUUUCUUUUCUUUUCAAGUUAAUUGUUUAGACGGUAUUGCGCGAAAAUUCCUCGUGUGUGAGUGUGUGUGAAAGAAGUGAUGUAUAAAGUCCGUACGUUUAUCGCCAGUGCGGCGCCACUGGCGUCGCAUUGCUUCGAAGGACGAUUGCUUUGUCUUUCCAAGUUGGAAUGUGUGUUGCCGGUUGUUGCGGCGAGGUUGAGAAGUACCAAGGCCUCGCCCGAGUCCUUCCUCAAUGGUUCUUCGUCGAAUUAUGUGGAGGAGAUGUACAACCGGUGGCUGGAAGAUCCGAGAAGCGUCCACGCAUCAUGGGACCAGUUUUUCCGGAACACGGAUGCUGGUGCAGCACCCGGAGAAGCUUACCAACCUCCCCCGACGGGUCUCGGCGUGUACAGUGGCAACACUUUGCCUCUGGCGUCCAUUUUACCCAGUUUGGCCCUGUCUGGGUCGAAAACUGGUCACGUGGACGAGAAAGCCAUUGCCGACCAUUUGGCUGUGCAAGCCAUUAUUCGAUCCUACCAGCAACGUGGGCAUCACGUGGCGUAUCUUGACCCACUGGGAAUCAAGAUUGAGGAGCAGUACAAGAAGUAUUGCACCAUGACCCAGGAGAACUUGACCUUGGAGGAAUACAGGAGGCAUUAUAUCAUGAGAUCGUCUCACUUCGUCGGUUCAUCUGGCUGGAUGCCAGGUCUGUGGGGUUCCCUGGUGGCAUGGUUUUUAACUGUCCAAUACCGCCGCCUGGCCCGAUCGGCGGGAUUCGAGGGCUUCCUGGCCAAAAAGUGGUCGUCGGAGAAGCGAUUCGGACUCGAAGGCUGCGACAUGCUCAUCCCGGCCAUGAAGCAAAUCAUUGACAAGUCCAGCGAAAUGGGCGUCGAGUCCAUCAUCAUGGGAAUGCCGCAUCGUGGUCGUCUCAACGUGUUGGCCAAUGUUUGCAGGAAGCCGUUGGAGCACGUGUUUUGUCAGUUUGCUGCCCUCGAAGCUGCAGAUGAGGGUUCAGGGGACGUCAAGUACCACUUGGGUACUUACAUGGAGCGAUUGAACCGCAUGACCAAUAAGAAUAUUAGACUCAGCGUUGUUGCGAACCCGUCUCACUUGGAAGCCGUGGAUCCCGUCGUGCAAGGACGCACUCGUGCAGAGCAAUUUUAUCGCGGAGACAACGAAGGACAGAAGGUCAUGUCAAUUUUGCUGCACGGGGAUGCUGCGUUUUCGGGUCAAGGAGUCGUUUACGAAACUUUCCACUUGUCGGAUUUGCCGGAUUAUACGACUCGUGGAACGAUUCAUAUCGUGGCGAAUAACCAGAUUGGCUUCACGACUGAUCCCCGGUUUUCUAGGUCUUCUCCUUAUUGUACUGAUGUUGCCAGAGUUGUGAAUGCUCCGAUUUUCCAUGUGAACGCUGAUGACCCAGAGGCUGUGGUUCAUGUCUGCAACGUCGCUGCGGAAUGGAGGGCGACUUUCCACAAGGAUGUUGUGAUCGAUCUGGUUGCGUAUCGCAGACACGGACACAAUGAAAUUGAUGAACCCAUGUUCACUCAGCCUGUCAUGUACCGGAAAAUCAAAGCCAGGAAACCGGUUGCCGAGUUGUAUUCUGCCCAGUUGGUGAAAAACGGAGUCAUCACCGAAAAGGAAUACAAAGAUUUGAUUGAAAAGUAUGAGCAGAUUUGUGAUGAAGCGUAUGUGAAUGCACAAAAGGAGAAGCAGUUUUACUACAAGCUGACCGAACUGAGGAAGGACCCGAUGAAAGUGGCUCCGACUGGACUCAAGGCGGAAACCCUGCAGCACAUCGUCACUAGGUUCUCUUCUCCUCCGCCAAAUGCCGCAGAUUUUAAAAUCCAUCGCGGGUUGGAGCGUAUUUUGAAGGGCAGGAUGGAUUUGGCAGAAGCCCGCAGUGUCGACUGGGCCAUGGGAGAAGCCCUUGCUUUUGGAUCCCUGCUGAAGGAGGGCAUUCAUGUCAGACUCUCAGGCCAAGAUGUUGAGCGUGGAACUUUCAGCCACAGGCAUCACGUGCUUCACCAUCAGACAGUGGACAAGGCCACUUACAACAUGCUGCAGCACUUGUACCCCGAUCAGGCUGCUUACACUGUCUGCAAUUCCUCGCUGUCUGAAUACGCAGUCUUGGGUUUUGAGCUGGGAUUCUCUAUGACGAAUCCGAAUGCCCUGGUGUGUUGGGAAGCCCAGUUUGGGGACUUUUCAAACACUGCCCAGUGCAUCAUUGACCAGUUUAUCGCUAGUGGCCAGACGAAAUGGGUUCGGCAGUCUGGACUGGUUGUGCUGUUGCCGCAUGGCAUGGAAGGAAUGGGCCCUGAACACUCGAGUGCUCGCCUGGAACGUUUCCUGAUGAUGUGCCAAGAAGACCCAGAUUAUUUCCCGCCGGAAACUUCGGAAUUCCCCGUGCGCCAAUUGCACGACAUCAACUGGAUCGUGUGCAAUCCCACGACGCCCGCCAAUUACUUCCACAUGCUGCGCAGGCAAAUUGCGCUGCCUUUCCGCAAGCCCCUGAUUGUCAUGACACCCAAGUCCCUGCUCAGACACCCCGAGGCCAGGUCAUCCUUUGAUGAGAUGGGCGAAGGCACAGAGUUUCAGAGGAUUUACCGCGAGGCUGGACCAGCUGCGCAGAACCCUGACGCUGUGCAGAAGCUGAUUCUUUGUUCUGGCAAAGUUUACUACGACCUUACAAAAGUGAGGAGGGAGAAACAUCUGGAAGACAAAAUCGCUAUUGCCAGGGUUGAGCAGCUGGCUCCGUUUCCCUAUGAUUUGGUGAAACAGGAGAUCUUCAGGUAUCCCAAUGCGACUCUGCAGUGGGUGCAGGAAGAGCACAAGAACCAGGGUGGGUGGAUCCACGUCCAGCCCAGGAUAAACACGGCCAUUUCAGGCUCGAGGCCCGUUCAGUACGUGGGCAGAGCAGUGAGUGCGUCUCCGGCCACUGGAGGCAAGCACGCCUACCAAAUGCAAAUGGACCAGUUCCUGUCUGAGGCCAUGGCUUUGUGACUAGACAAAGGGGGAAGCAGUCCGUCGUCGUCUGCAUCGGCGUCGUCGAAAGCGACAUCUGGUGCUGCUCGCGAAAAGCAGUCUUGGUGGCAAUCCAUCUUCGGCACGUAGUCGAGAAUUUUCCGAAGAAUGUUUUUUUUUCUCUCUUCCUCGCUCACGUUUCGAUGUCAUUUUCCUUUCCUGGUUUUCUCUUGUUUUUUUGGUUUUUUUCGGCGUGGUUUAAUGCAGUUUCGAGAUGAGAAAGAAACGGGGGAGAAAAAAAAGUACUUUUUGUUUCGCGGAUGGAUGCGGAUUCGAACUCCGGCCCUCCAGAGUGAUGCCAAUAAGUGCAAGAGUGUUUUUUUUUUUAGUGUACUGAACUACUUUAGCUUUAUUUAGGUUUGACGGUUUGAAUUUUGUUUUAGGUUGCUGUUUCGAGUUACCAAGUGGCAAGAAUGAUCCCCUGUGACCGGAUAUGACUAAUUUAAAUGUAGUAAAGUCACGUUUUUAUGGUUGGAGUUUUUUUGUGUCUCCCAUAAGUAGUUUGAGUUCUGUAGUCGAUUCGUUUUUUUAAUGCUGCAUUUUGCGCUCAUGAAGAAGAAUUUUGUGGAAGAUCAUUUGCGUUGACUGCCCCUUGUCUAGAGUGUAAAAUUAUGAAAACAUUUUCGGUAAUUUAUUGGCGAGAAGAACGAAAAUCCGGAUGUGAAGGGUGGUUUUUAGCUGGCAUGUUAUAUGUGCUUUGCUUCAGACAAAAACUGGUUGGUUGAUUCGAUUCAACUGCGAAGUGACGAAUAUGCCUGAAAUCAUGUGUGGAAACGUCUGGUUUUCCCUAUUUUGUUUUUAGGCUGCGAAGAAAAUUCGUGUAGGGUUGUUUCAGUGCAAGUUAUUGUCCAUGUGAUGCGAAAGCUUGCCCUAGAGUACCGAAGUACACCAGUAUUUUCAAAAAUCCGA
Messenger RNA from Notodromas monacha, 3920 nucleotides. Lineage: Eukaryota; Metazoa; Arthropoda; Ostracoda; Podocopida; Cyprididae. The record is from the annotation of a GenBank genome assembly.